Malania oleifera is the source of this 1999-nucleotide messenger RNA. Its product is annotated as cytochrome P450 CYP72A616-like. The record is from RefSeq and is a predicted model, not a curated record. NCBI's taxonomy places the organism in Eukaryota, Viridiplantae, Streptophyta, Magnoliopsida, Santalales, Ximeniaceae. Bases 329 to 1861 code for a protein of 510 amino acids. The transcript has 5 exons. Gene Ontology annotation, molecular function: iron ion binding; heme binding; oxidoreductase activity, acting on paired donors, with incorporation or reduction of molecular oxygen.
AUGGGCAAUCUACUCGCAACCAACAUGGAUACCACAAUGUGCUCUGAAAGCAACCCAAGGAUGCCUCUGUUUUUUAUUGGUUUAUUGAUCACAUUGACGAAAACCAAAUCAAUCAUUGAACACUCAACCCAAUAAAUAAUCAAGGCAAGGAACGACUUCGAGCAUGCUUUUAUCCGCAAGAAACACAAUAUUUUAACAGACAAUUUGUUCCAUAACCAAAUAAUGAGAAUGUAAGAAAAACAUUGUACACGUAUAAUUUCCAUUGGACUCUGCUCUUGGCGUUCCUUCAUCCAGAACAUUGCUCCAUCAAGCUCAAGAAGAAGUGGAAAUGGAUGGUCUCAUUCUCAGGAGUCUGCUCUUGUCCUCCGCAUUACUGGUUGUAUACACUGCUCUGAGAGCUGUUUACACCAUUUGGUGGAGACCCAAAAGCCUGGAGAAGCGUUUGAGACAGCAGGGGAUAAGAGGUACAUCUUACAAGUUUUUUUAUGGUGACAAGAAAGACUUCCUGAGAUUAAACAAGGAAGCGUUGUCCAAGCCCAUUGGCCUAAAUCACCAGAUUGCAUCAAGGGUGCUCCCAUUCUCUCAUCAUAUGGUUCAAACAUAUGGAAAAUUUUGUGUGAAGUGGAUUGGAACAAGAGCUAGACUAAUUAUGGCGGACCCGGAGCUCAUCAGACUGGCAUUGACAGAGAAGGACGGCCGUGUCCAAAAACCACCUCAAAACCCUCUUAUUAAUCUUCUCACGCUGGGCGUCUCGAGCAUGGAAGGGGAGAAAUGGGCAAAACGCAGGAGAUUGAUUACCCCUGCUUUCCACCAUGACAAGCUAAAGGGGAUGGUGCCAGCCUUUUCAACCAGCUGCUCCAACAUGAUCGAUGGGUGGAAGAAACUGACUAGUCCUGAAGGAUCGCGUGAAUUGGAUGUCGCGCCAGAAUUCCAAAAUCUUACAGGAGAUGUCAUCGCUCGAACAGCCUUCGGAAGCAGCUAUGAAGCCGGAAAGAAGGUUUUUGAAUUCCAAAAAGAGCAGGCUGCGCUUGUGAUCGAAGCUUUCCAAGACUUUUAUUUUCCUGGUCUCAGAUUCAUUCCAACAAAGAAAAACAGAAGGAGGUUUUAUCUAGACAAUGAGAUCAAAAUGACAAUAAGGAACAUGAUUCGACAAAAAGAACAGGCAAAGAAAAUGGGAGAAUCAGGCAGCAAUGAUUUACUGGGUUUGCUGUUACAAUGCAAAGAAGAAACAGAUAAUGAGAUGACAAUUGAUGAUAUCAUAGAGGAAUGCAAGUUAUUCUACUUGGCCGGCAAAGAGACUACUGCUAAUUUGCUAACAUGGACAAUCAUUGUCUUAUCGAUGCAUCCGAAUUGGCAAAAGAAGGCAAGAGAAGAGGUUCUGCAGAUUUGGGGGCGGAAAACUCCUGACGUUGAAGGCAUGAACCAUCUCAAGAUUGUCACGAUGAUCAUACACGAAGUCUUGAGGCUAUAUCCACCCGCGGCCGAGCUGUUUCGACAUACUCAUCAAGAAACCAACUUAGGAGGAGUGUCAAUUCCAGCCGGGAUCGACCUAUACUUACCCGUGCUACUUCUUCAUCAUGAUCCAGACUGCUGGGGUGAUGAUGUCGAAGAAUUCAAGCCAGAGAGAUUUUCCGAAGGAGUUUCGAGAGCAUCCAAGGAUCAAAUGGCAUUCUACCCAUUUGGAUGGGGACCCAGAAUCUGUCUUGGCCAAAACUUUUCGAUGAUAGAGGCAAAGAUGGCAUUGGCAAUGGUUUUGCAGCAUUUUUGGUUCGAGCUCUCGCCUUCUUACACUCAUGCACCUUUUACUAUCAUUACUCUUCAGCCACAACAUGGAGCUCCAAUAAUACUACACCAAAUCUAAGGUGUUUAUGUAUAGCAAAAGCGUUAUAAAUUGGCAGGAAAACAUUGUGAUUCUUCUUGUUUGUUCGAUCUCUUCCCUUAUAAUGGAGGAAGUCAUUGUGUUCAUCAAAUUAGUAAUGUCAAAGUAUGUUUGUGGUCA